CUUUUCACCAAUUAAUUAUGGAAUGUUAGUUAAGUAGAACUCUCACAAAUUCAUGCAUCCAUAAAUAACAAAUAUCUAACUUUUAGUGCAAUCAACUCACUACUACUCUUAUAAGUCAAUUCCUUGUAGUGAAGAAGACAGUGCCAGUGUGAGUCUGAGAUGGGGAGUGCAGAGUACCAGCCGUUGUUGCUGGGGCUGGACUCACAUUCCAGGAUACCUGACUUGUCGUCCGUGGUGAUUGAAGAGUUUUUGGAACAGAGGCCAGUGGCGGUGCGGUGGUGGCCUCGUCUUUUUGCCUGGGAGUCACGUCUGCUUUGGCUGCUGUCUGGGUCUUCUAUUAUUGUCUCUGUGUUUAAUUACAUGCUUAGUUUUGUCACGUUGAGUUUUAGUGGCCAUUUGGGUGCUUUAGAGCUCGCUGGCGCCUCCAUUGCCAGCGUUGGAAUUCAAGGUCUCGCUUAUGGAAUCAUGUUGGGCAUGGCUAGUGCAGUUCAAACCGUGUGUGGCCAAGCUUAUGGAGCCAAGAAAUAUUCGGACAUGGGCAUAAUUUGCCAAAGAGCAAUUGUACUGCAUGUGGGAGCGGCUGUACUCCUCACAUUCUUGUAUUGGUUCUCAGGUCCAGUCCUUAUAGCAGUUGGGCAAUCAGAAAGCAUAGCCGAGAAGGGCCAAGUUUUUGCUCGCGGUUUGAUCCCUCAACUUUAUGCAUUUGCAAUAAGCUGCCCAAUGCAACGUUUCCUUCAAGCACAGAACAUAGUAAACCCUUUGGCAUAUAUGUCUGUUGGGGUAUUUUUGCUGCAUACGCUGUUAACAUGGGUUGUUGUUUAUAUCUUGGACUAUGGCCUAAUAGGGGCAGCUCUUACUCUGAGUUUCUCUUGGUGGCUGCUUGCUAUUAUAAAUGGUCUUUACAUUGUUUUAAGUCCAUCUUGCAAAGAAACAUGGAACGGCUUGUCUAUCAAAGCGUUUAAAGGAAUUUGGCCCUAUUUCAAGCUCACUGUUGCUUCUGCUAUUAUGCUUUGUUUGGAAAUUUGGUACAACCAAGGACUGGUGCUUAUAUCUGGACUUCUCUCUGAUCCUACAGUUGCACUAGACUCCAUUUCCAUAUGUAUGAAUUACCUGAACUGGGACAUGCAAUUUAUGCUGGGCCUGGCAGCAGCAGCCAGUGUCCGGGUGAGUAAUGAACUUGGAGCAGGACAUCCCAGAGUAGCAAAAUUUUCAGUAGUAGUAGUGACCGCGACAAGUGUCUUCAUUAGUAUACUUUUCAGUGCAAUUGUUUUGAUAUUCCGGGUUGGACUCAGUGAACUCUUCACAACUGAUUCUGAGGUUAUAGCAGCAGUUUCAAAUUUAACACCACUACUUGCCACGUCUGUUUUCUUCAAUGGAAUUCAACCUAUACUUUCAGGUGUUGCAAUUGGAAGUGGGUGGCAGGCUGUGGUUGCUUACGUGAAUCUAGCCACUUACUACAUAAUUGGUCUUCCAAUUGGAUGUGUUCUUGGCUUCAAGACUUCCUUAGGAGUUGCAGGUAUUUGGUGGGGGUUGAUUAUUGGAGUUCUCUUGCAAACAGUAACUCUGAUUAUCCUCACAGCCAGAACAAAUUGGAAUGCAGAGGUUGUGAAAGCUGCUGAGCGUGUGAAGAAUUCUUCAAAUGACGAGACCUUAGAUUUGGUGACUAAAGCAUGAAGACGAUAUAUUGAUUCAAACUUUAUUAUUUUAAAUUGUGACAACAUGUGAGGUCAACAGUGAAAAAAACGAAAUUAAGCAAGGAAAGAAUAGAGAAUCUGAGGUUCUGUAAAUUAGAUUCUGAACAUUCUAUAGUGUCAUGGUUCAAUUCACAAGUUAGACACAGAAUUGGACAGAGGAUUAUGUAUGUCAGUUUUGGCCUGUCUUCCAGAUGAAAUGAAAUUCAAAAUCACCAAAUUAUUUCAGAGCAUUUGUAAUGUCCUUCCUUCAGUUUCAUGGCUGUAUUAAAGUGUAUAAAAACUUAGGACAACAAAGUUUGUUCAUUAAUAUAAAUGUACAUGCUAAAAAUGAUUUAUUUUAAAUGGAAUCAAAGACAACAUAGACUCAUCACAAGAGUCAGUAAGUCACAAUUGGAUGAUGCAUGAUUCCAUUCACAUAAACAGUGACAGAUAUCAAUUGUUGAAGAUUGAAUCUUUUUGGUAGGAGAAGAAUUGCAGCAUGAAAUGUCUACAAGAAUGCCAGCGAAAGGACUCUGAAGAUGUCUAGAAGAAGCAUGCCGGCGAGAGGACUCUGAAAAUGUUCAAAAGAAAGCAUGUCGCGGCAUAGAGAAAGUCAUGACACAGAUCCAUGAAGAAAGCUACUCCAAAAACAUUCUAGAGAGCAAUAUGUCGCAGCAGAAGAAAAUAUAUGCCGCGGCAAGGCCAAAGAACUUUAGUUUUAGAUUGAAUCAAAUUAUAGUUAUGUCCAAUUAUGAAUUUGAAUUUCUCUUAAACGAACAGUUAAGUAAGUUACAUAA
Pistacia vera is the source of this 2470-nucleotide messenger RNA. Its product is annotated as protein DETOXIFICATION 41-like. The record is from RefSeq and is a predicted model, not a curated record. The transcript has 8 exons. Gene Ontology annotation, molecular function: antiporter activity; xenobiotic transmembrane transporter activity. NCBI's taxonomy places the organism in Eukaryota, Viridiplantae, Streptophyta, Magnoliopsida, Sapindales, Anacardiaceae. Gene Ontology annotation, cellular component: vacuolar membrane. The coding region runs from base 160 to 1674 and encodes 504 amino acids. Gene Ontology annotation, biological process: xenobiotic detoxification by transmembrane export across the plasma membrane.